CGGGUCCUUAAAGGUUAGGUUCGACAUUGUGAAUACUUCGCGGUGCAGUUUUCGCCGUGAGUGUUUUAGUUGCUCCAGGAGGAGACGGUAUGACUUCCCGCGGCUGGAGGUUCGGUUGGGGCGCGUGGAGAGACGUGGACCUGUUCACGGACCGCUCCGAGACUCUGUCCCAGGCCAUCAGAGCCGCAGCCUCUGAGGACACACCGGACGCUGACGGCAGCGUGCUGUUCGGACACCUGCAGGGCACCGUGGUGGGCCUCCGGUAUUACACAGGAGUGGUGAACCGGGGGGAGAUGGUCGGCUUAGUGCGGGAGCCGCAGAAUCCUUACGACAGUAAUGCAGUGAUGAUUGCCAACAUUUUUGGCAGACAGGUGGGACACAUCAAACGGCAGCUGGCAGCAGCUAUGGCCCACAUCAUGGACAACAAUUUGGCUAAAGUGGAGGGUGUUGUGCAUUUGGGGACAAAAAACACAUACACCAUGCCGGUGAUGCUGUCCUUCUGGGGGCAAGACGCCAACAAAACUGCAGUGAUGGAAUACUUGGCACAUCAUGGAUAUAAACUAAACACGGGUGGACUCAAACCAUCAACGACUAGUACGAAAACGUACCAAAGUCAAGAUGGUUAUGCAUUGUCAUCUAAAAAAGGUUUGACCAUCGCACUUACUCCAGAAGAGCUUAAAAAUGCAUUUGACAACCUGUUUGAAGGAUUGAUGGAGAGCAAAGAUGGAGAGAAAGAAGCAGCUGAGUCUGUGGGCACUCCUCUCCUGCUCCACCAGAAGCAGGCGCUGUCCUGGAUGUGUGCGAGAGAAAAUAAAUCUGCUCUGCCGCCUUUCUGGGAGAAGAGAGGCGAUCUGUACUACAACAGCGUCACAUGUUUCUCUGCUAAAGAAGUCCCUGAGAGGGUUCGUGGGGGAAUACUGGCAGAUGACAUGGGACUGGGGAAAACUCUGACAACCAUCGCUCUGAUUCUCACCAACUUCCACAAAGGAGAGCAUCUGCCUGUGGAGAAAUGUGAGGAUCAGUCGUCCCAUCUGAAAGCCAUUACAAAUCAACAGACGUCCUCCAAAGUGAAAGAAAGCAGCGGGGGCAGUCAAGCAGGAGUGAUCGACACGACAGCAGAUCCUCUUUGCUCAGAGGAUGUGACACUGAACCAGUCUCAGAGUGGUGAAGCGAAAGGAAAGGGGAAAGCCGCCAAACGAAAGCCCAGCAAAGAUCCCAUUCUGCUGGAGGAUCUUGACUUCGGUGUGGCGCUGAGUGGAUCAACAUCUGAUAAGGGCGCAAAGAAGAAGAAAACUACCAAGAAAACAACUUCUGAAUUGAGUGUAGAAACUUCUGUUCCUGAAAGUGAGGAAGAAUUGUCAGCGAGAGCGACUCUCAUUAUUUGCCCACUGUCUGUGCUCAGCAACUGGCUGGACCAGUUUGAGCAGCAUGUUCAUCCUAACGUGAAGCUAAAUGUUUAUCUGUAUUAUGGAUCGGAACGCAACCGGAGUCAGAAGUUCUUGUCGUCUCAGGAUGUUGUGAUCACCACCUACAACGUCGUCUCGGCCGACUUUAGUAAUAAGAGUCCCCUCCAUGGGGUCAGUUGGCUGAGGGUUGUGCUGGAUGAAGGACACAUAAUAAGAAACCCCACAGCUCUUAUGAGUAAAGCUGUACUCGACUUGAAAGCUCAGCGUCGCUGGAUUCUUUCAGGCACACCGAUCCAGAACCACGUGAAGGACCUGUGGAUGCUGCUGGCCUUUCUGCGUGUAAAGCCCUUUGAUGUGAAGGAGUGGUGGAACAGAGUGAUCCAGAGACCUGUUACACAAGGAGACAGAACCGGUCUGCAGACUCUCCAGACACUGGUAAACUGCAUCACCUUACGACGAACCAAGAACAGCAAGGUGAACGGGCGCCCGCUUGUGUCUCUUCCUGAGAAAGUGGUUUGUGUGGAGCAGGUGGAGCUGACACAACAGGAGAGAGAGGAGUACGAGCUUGCCCGCAACGAGGGAAGAAACACCAUCGGCAGAUAUGUUAGUGAAGGCACGGUGUUGAGGAAUUACGCUGACGUUCUGGCCAUCCUGAUGCGGCUCCGUCAGCACUGCUGCCACCCCAACCUACUGGCAAAGAUCUCUUCAGACUUGGGUAAUGUGAACACGCCAGCUGAGUUGCGAGAGCGCCUGAUCGAGAAGCUGCGGCUCGUGCUGGCCAGCGGUUCAGAUGAGGAGUGUCCCGUGUGCCUGGACUCGGUCCGUUUCCCCGUCAUUACACACUGUGCCCACGUGUACUGCCGCCCCUGCGUCGCCAAGGUCAUCAGCACUUCGGAGGAGACAGCGCGAUGCCCCCUCUGUCGAAGUGAGAUAAAGACCACUGAGCUGGUGGAGUUUCCAGAGGAUCAAAUGGAGGAAGACAGCGGUUCAGACUUGGGGACAUGGCGGACAAGCUCAAAGGUGGACGCGCUUUUGGGAAACCUUGUCAGGCUGAGAUCUGAAGACAGCAGCAUUAAGUCUUUGGUUGUGUCUCAGUUUACACGCUUCCUCACCUUACUGGAAACGCCGCUCAGAGAGCACGGUUUCAGUUUUGUGCGUUUGGACGGCACAUUGAGCCAGAAGAAGCGUGCCCAGGUCAUCCAGGAGUUCCAGUGCACUGCAGCAGACAGCCCCAGGAUCAUGCUUCUGUCACUCAAAGCUGGAGGGGUUGGGCUGAACUUGACCGCAGCCUCCCGCGUUUUCCUCAUGGACCCAGCAUGGAAUCCCGCUACUGAGGAACAGUGUAUUGAUCGCUGCCAUCGCUUGGGCCAGACAAGAAAGGUUGUUGUUACUAAGUUCAUCGUGAAGGAUUCGGUGGAAGAGAAUAUGGUGAAGAUCCAGAGGCAGAAGCAGGAUCUGGUGGAGAAGGCUUUUGGCUCCACAAACACUGACAGGAAAAGUUCUCGCAUUGAUGACAUCAAAGCUCUGCUGGAGUUGUAGACUAACACGAAAACCAGCUUUACACAAACAUUCUGCAUAUUUCUUAUCAAAUGUUUUUUUUUUUUUUCUCAGUGGCAUGUUCAUUGUUCUAUUUAAACCUACAGUGUGUAGGAUUUAGGGGGAAAUGGGGUAUAGCAGAAUCGUAACCAGCUGUUCAUUAGUGUUUAACUGCCACAGUGAACCAAUGCUUCCAUUAGUUUAGGGUGAGCCCUUACUAUCUACAUGAGAGCGGGCUGCCAUCAUGAGAGAGUAACCCAAAGUAGACAUACUUAGGCAUUUGCAUUGUGAGCAUGAAGACUGGGCAAAAAAAUAAAACUAGCCAUCAGUGGUUGCUCGCCUAUGCACUGUCUACUAUUUGCUUGUGCAAGAUAAGUUUGAGAACCUUCACUUUUGUAAAACAGAGGAGCAUACAUAAUUAUCACAAGAUAAUUGCAAGGAAGCAUGAAAUCUUGUCUGCAAAGAAGCAAAACUGUUAAGUGUGGCAUAAUGUAAUCUGCAACCUCACCACCAGGUGACACCAAAUCUGACACACUAGGUUUUGCAAUAGAUUUAACCUUAUUCAUCUGCAAGAUUUUAAGUUUGAUUUUAGAUACUUUGCCCGUAAGGUAUCAAAUACAUGAUCUAUUGUAGGAAUGUGCCUCUUAGUCAUUGUCAGUAAGCAAAAUUAAGAAUUGUCAGGCUUCAUAUAUAUAUAUUCUGAUUUCUUCAUCUUGCACAACUUGAGUAUCUGAGAAGAUUUGCAAAUAUUGUAAGUAGUUUUUACAUAAUGUGCAGCUCAAAUCUGUGAAAGUUAAAGGU
Molecule: messenger RNA, 3743 nt
Organism: Thalassophryne amazonica
Lineage: Eukaryota; Metazoa; Chordata; Actinopteri; Batrachoidiformes; Batrachoididae
Gene: hltf
Product: helicase-like transcription factor
Exons: 23
Coding region: 90-2945 (951 amino acids)
Molecular function (GO): ATP-dependent chromatin remodeler activity; zinc ion binding; hydrolase activity, acting on acid anhydrides, in phosphorus-containing anhydrides
Source: RefSeq, a predicted model, not a curated record